Molecule: messenger RNA, 1572 nt
Organism: Hyaloperonospora brassicae
Lineage: Eukaryota; Oomycota; Peronosporomycetes; Peronosporales; Peronosporaceae
Source: the annotation of a GenBank genome assembly
AUGCGGGCUGAAAAGACAAAGCUCGAGCACGUUCGGUACAACUACACCGCAUGCAGCUGUAGCACACCCGCUGGAAACGUGAUAAAUUUUGAACACGAGCAGUACGCGCUUACGUACGGUAUGAUGUGCGGCAUUCGAGCCUCAGCCGGUCUCCAGAAGCCAUUCAAGCAGCGAUUGACGGUGAACGACUUCAUGCGUGUCGACAAAAAGAUCUUUCGGGCUAAUGCUCGUCUUGAGCAUGGGUGCAAGUUCAAAGACUACUCGCCAGACGUGUUUUGCCAAGUGCGUCGCCGCUUCGGAAUCGACUUGGCCGACUACAUGCUCACCCUGAGCGGAGACUUUGGUUUCAUCGAGUUCAUGUCCAACUCCAAGUCGGGUCAGUUUUUCUUCUACUCGCACGAUGGGCGCUUCAUGAUCAAAACACAGACCAAGGACGAUUCCAAGUUCCUCCGACGUAUCCUUCCACACUAUUAUCAAUUCGUGAUGGAGAACCCCAACACCCUCAUUACGCGGUUCUAUGGCCUGCACCGCGUCCAGAUGCACCACAUGGGAAGGAAGGUGCACUUUGUUAUAAUGGCUAGCGUUUUUGAUACGUCAUUAGAGAUUCACGCACGCUUCGAUCUAAAAGGCUCGCGUAUCGGACGGCAUGCAUCAACGGAGGAGUACGAGCGGGGUAGUCAAUGUGUAUUGAAAGACAACGAUCUGCUGGACAAGGGAUUUCGUCUUCAAAUGAGCGUCGCCCAGCGCGCCAUCUUUCUGGCGCAACUUCGUACAGACGUCGACUUCCUGAAACGAAUGAAGAUAAUGGACUACAGCAUUCUCAUCGGCGUGCACGACUCGGCUUAUGACGUACACAACAAUAUGUUUGCUGGCACUCAAACAAGCAACAGCUUCAAGAGGAUCACGGCACAGCAAGAAGCCGGGUGCAGAUCAUUGUCCACUCCAUCAGCUGUCUUCGAACGUAAAUGUGUACAAGUGCGGCCGUUUCGCGCAGUGUCCACGCCGGAUGAAGACUUUGUUAAUCAGCAACUUCCUUCGACGGUCAGCUCGAUCGCAGACUCACAAGCACAACUCGCACUAUCAUUACCAGACAUUUUCACGUGGAAUGACAGCUGCGCCAAUUCUGACUUGGUGGAUUCGGAAAACAAGUCGGAAUUGAACGGUUUCGCGAGCAGUGAGGAGGGACGCGGGCGCAGUUUUAGUGCUGCAUCCGACAAGCGCUCGCUUUCGGUCAACCGGCACUGCGCAAAAUCGCUGCCGUCCAUGCCGAUACACGCAGCCAACACACCGCCUCUGUCUUCUCGUCUUUUCGAUACAAUCCCAGGCGUCAAGAUUGCCAACUCAUUUUUCUGCAAGGACGAAGGAGGCAUUUACGGCCGGGACCGGUACGGGUACAAGAACGGGUGUGUCUACUUUCUGGGCAUCAUCGAUAUCCUACAGCAGUACAACACGCGAAAGAUUGCCGAGACAUUAUAUAAGGGCCUACAUCACAAUCGCAAGCACAUUUCAGCAGUUGAGCCGGAAUUCUAUGGAAAACGAUUUAUGGAGAACAUCGAGAAGCACGUGGUUUGA